AACCCUAAAUACCCCUGUAGAUAUGUCAAACAGGGGAGUGGAGGGAGGAAGAGGGUAGAGACACCGUGUUGUGGCGGGCUGGUGCGGGGGUGGACAGGCAGAGGCAUUUUUCCUUCAAUAUUUCUCUAUGGGUGCCUGAGUGUGGCCUAGGAUGGGAGCCGGCUGGAGCGAGUUCGGUGUGGAGGGCGUGCCGCUGGAGCUGGUGUACCGUGUGUUGAGGCACGCUUCGCUCCGGGACCUCACCACGCUGCUGGCCACUAGUUCCUACCUUAAGAGCCUCAUUGAAGAGUCUCCCCUCCUCUGGUCCCGCGUACACACCAAGGAGCUUUGGCCCAACACGAAGACUGCACGCUGGUUCCGGAGGGCGGCGCACUGCGGGAACGUGGAGGCCUGCAUCAAGCUCCUGGUGGCACUGCUCUACAAUGAGGGAGCUGUACCAGAGUGGGAUGGGGAGCUGGCCGUCACCCUGCUGGAGAGCCUGGAGACGGGGGGCAGCCUGGGGCCUCGCUCACAGCUCUGGGUCCUCUAUCGGCCGCCCUGGGGAGACAAUUGUUGCAAGCAUGACGUUUUUGCCCGAGUUGCUCUUAUUGCCCAGCUGAAGGAGGCGUCGUGGGCCAUCCGCGCCCUGAACCGAAUCUCCGAGGUUGUUCCCGAUGGCGCAGACCACUCCUACGCCCUGGAGGUCAACUGGGUGAAGAGGGCCACAGAGGACGGGGACAUACACGCCCGUCUCAUGCAUUGGCGGAAGCGCUACGAGAAGAGGCACCACGAAGGUCAGUUAGACCCUGGUACAGAGCUGCAGGCCAUCAGGGACAUGCGGGAGAUGUGCCUCACUGGUUACUACCCUGCGGCGCGCACCCUCGCACUCUUCCUGGCCACGUCACGGUGUCCUCAAAUCCAGGGUCUGCCAGAGAUCCGAGAGUUUGUCCAGAGCAGCCCUCCCUCCCGCACCUACUCCGCCCUGGCCUACCAGCAGCACAUCUCCCCCCACAUGCAUCACGUGCUGGUGGAUUGGCUCUGUCAGGUUGCCAACAUACGACUCCAAGGCUCGGAGGUCCUGCACACUGCCACACAGAUCGUGGAUGCGUACCUGAGCAUGGAGCAGGUGACGAGCAAUCAGCUACAACUCAUUGGCAUCACAGCGGUUCUCUUGGCCACCAGGUUCAUGCCGGGCGCGUCCAUCAUGACAGUGACCGGGGCAUGCGUGGUGACCGACGACACCUACUGCCCCAGCCACGUCGUGCGCACCAUUGGACACAUCAUGGCAGCACUCAGGGCCAAUGUGGCACUCCCGACAAUCCUGGACUACGUGACCGUGCUACUCAAGUGUGUGAGGGCGCCACCGGUCACACAGGAGUGGACCAAGCUCGUCGCGGACCUGGCCACCACCUGCGCCUUCCCUCCUAAGACCACACUCGCUCAGAUUGCUGCCUCGUGUGUCAUGCUGGGCUUCAUCCUGGCCCGGCUGCCCUGGCCCAACCUGCAGCCCAUCACCGGCUUCACCCACGCCAUGCUGGUCCAGCCCCUCGUCAUUGUCUACAGCAAGAACUUUGCGGCGGAGAGCAGCAAGUGUCAGCGGCGAGGCAUCUUCGACCGGUACAGCCAGACCUCCUUCAGCCCGGAGCAGGUUGGUCGCCAGGCCGUGCCAGGUCUGGAGGAGGUGCUGCAGGUGCUGUCCCUCUCCAUGGACGAGUAUCUGGAGAUCUUGACCGGAAACCUUCUUUACACAGAUGAUGUUGACCUGAAAACCGGAGCCUCAAGGUGUAGUGUGAGGACCUCCCCGCCCAGUGAAGCAGCCCGGCCCUCCCUGCACCACGCUGGGCCUCACCACAUACCUCCAAGGCUGGCCAAAGAGGACGAAGGGAGACUCAGCCCAGAGAUGCCGGGGGAUGCAGAGGGUGCCAGCAGUGAGGGCAGUGGCAUGGAUGGACAGUGGAGGGGCAGUGAACCCUCGAAGGGCGGGCACAGCAGCAGCAUAGAGUGCAGUGACAGUGAAUCAGGGAGUGCCAGUGUGUCGCCUGUCCGGGAAAACACUCACUUAAGGACUAGUAGACCUAUGAAUGAAGCCUCUGUGCCAUCCUCCAGGCAGGCCUGUGCACCCGGUGACAGUUGGAGGGCCCCAAGUGCUCUCAUUCAGUGCCAGCAAGAUCAGGCAGGAGCCAUGUUACCUCCUACCCACCACAGAUACUUAGAACUGCCUGAGCACAAUGUGAUACCAAGGGAACCAGGCGGAGAGAACCUCAGCGAGACCACAGACAGUGAGGAGAGCGCUGACCUGCUCCCUGAAGCUUGUGAGGGUCCAGGAGCCAGGUUUGCGAGGGUUAACCUAAAGCGUAAACUGGAAAAUGCCUCAGAGUGUGAGAGAUCGGAAAAAUACCUCAUACGCGACGUGAAUAACUUGCAGCUUGGGUGAGGAGUAAUGUUUUGAUUAUUAUCUUGAUUUCUAAGUUUCUGAUGUGAAGGAGGGAGUCUUCCAGCUAGUGUGUGUGUCUAUCCCUCCAAGGCUAGUGGCAGGAGGUGGGUGUGCGCCUCGUGGCCUGCCUCACAAACACCUCACAACACAUCCGUAAUGAAGACCACAACACACUUCUUGGAUCAUGGAGCUCAACUUUGUUUUGAAGGGACAUAAAAAGAUGUAUUUGAUUUGGAUGUACUGCAUAUACUUGUGAAGAGUUUAUCAUUCCUCCCAAGGUCACAAUACGGUUAAUUGAGGAGUAUAUUUGACGUCCAAAGAAAGGAAUAUCCAUGUAAAACUCAACCCCAGGAGUACAUAUGACCUCAAGGAAAGGAGUACCCAUGCAAAACUCAACCCCCUCAAUUUGACCUUAAGAAAAAUAAAUAAUAAUCAGUAUACAGAUCUUACUUUUAACGUGAGUAUAUACAGCUUUCCUUUAUUCAUUUAUAUUAGUUACCGUACCAUGGCUUCACACAGCAGGACAGGAUGAGUCUACUUGGCAAUGAGUGUUAAGAGUGAUGGGAAGUCAUACCAAGGUGACCCCCGACACUCACACUGACCCAACCACAGCAAUCAUUCAUGAUAGUCAUCUUCCCCUAUUUUGAUAUGUUAAACCGGUAUAUAAUAAACGAUUAAACAUG
Eriocheir sinensis (Chinese mitten crab) is the source of this 3096-nucleotide messenger RNA. RefSeq names its product cyclin-F-like. Gene Ontology annotation, cellular component: nucleus; cyclin-dependent protein kinase holoenzyme complex; cytoplasm. The transcript has 5 exons. The record is from RefSeq and is a predicted model, not a curated record. Gene Ontology annotation, biological process: regulation of cyclin-dependent protein serine/threonine kinase activity; mitotic cell cycle phase transition. Gene Ontology annotation, molecular function: cyclin-dependent protein serine/threonine kinase regulator activity; protein binding. Bases 152 to 2413 code for a protein of 753 amino acids. NCBI's taxonomy places the organism in Eukaryota, Metazoa, Arthropoda, Malacostraca, Decapoda, Varunidae.